Molecule: messenger RNA, 564 nt
Organism: Strongylus vulgaris
Lineage: Eukaryota; Metazoa; Nematoda; Chromadorea; Rhabditida; Strongylidae
Source: the annotation of a GenBank genome assembly
AUGGAUCUCGAGCAUCGUAUCAAAGCGUACCGCUUUGUCUCCUAUGCGGCUGUUACGUUCUCAAUCGUCGCUGUAUUGUCAGUGUGCUUUACGUUACCCAUGGUGUACAACUAUGUGAGCUAUGUGAAGCGACAAAUAAACACGGACAUCACUUUCUGCCGCGCUUCGGCUAAGGAUAUUUGGUCCGAGGUGAACAAUCUGGCCAAUGUCCCGGCAAACAGGACCAGAACCGCUCGUCAAACGGGAUACGAUGGCGGAGUUGGCAAUGGAGGCAAUGGCGGUGGUUGCAGUGGAUGUUGUCUGCCUGGAGCACCUGGAGGCCCCGGUACCCCUGGAAAGCCCGGUCGUCCCGGAAAGCCCGGCGCGCCUGGUCUUCCUGGCAAUCCUGGACGGCAACCCGGACCCAAAGGACCUCCCGGACCAGAUGGACAACCCGGACCUGAUGGCAAUCCGGGAGCCCCUGGAGAUCAUGGAGCACCGGGAGGUGAUGGCGAGAAGGGAAUCUGCCCUAAGUACUGCGCCAUCGACGGAGGAGUCUUCUUCGAGGACGGAACUCGGCGAUAA